AUGAAGGCCAUCCACAAAAAGAAAAAAGAAAAACAAGUCAGCCUCAAGGUCAAGGCAUCUGUGCACAACUUGAGCAAAACUCAGCAGACCACACUCACCGUGGGCAGCCUGGGGCUCGGCAUGAUCCUCAUCCAGCAUGGGCCCUACCUCCAGAUCACCCACCUCCUCAAGAAGGGGGCCGCAGCCAGGGAUGGAACACUCCAGCCAGGUGAUGUUCUGAUUCAUGUUGGCCAAGCCAAUGUGUUAGGAUAUACUCUUCGGGAAUUUUUAAAGCUUUUGCAACAAAGCACCAUAGGAGCAGUGCUGCAGAUCAAGGUUUACCGAGAUUUUAUUGACAUACCUCAAGAAUGGCAAGAAAUAUAUGAUUUAAUCCCUGAGACCAAAUUCCCAGUAACACGCACAACAAAGGAAACCGAGCAGGCAAAAGAUGACUCUUUUACAAGCAAUGACAAGGAGGAUGUAGUUUUGGAUAAAAAACUUAAUUAUUAUAAAUCCGCACAGCCCACUGGGCACCCUCCUGCAAGGAGACCCAUGUCGAUCUCCAGAGAGUGGCAUGAAUAUAAAAAGAAGAGCCAGACUGUCAGCGUAGGAACAGACACUACCUGUGACAUCAUGCUUCACAGGGACCACAAGAAAGACGGGAGAGCCCCUUCCCCUUACUGGACGAUGGUGAAGCAAGACAAGGACAGCUCCUCCUCCUCCUCGGCCUCAGACGUGUUCUGGCUGGAAGACUAUGCUCACGCUGAAAAGGGCAAGGGUCAACCUGCAUCAAAAGUUGGUUAAUAGUUUGCAAAUCUGAGAUUGUAGGAGCAUCUCCCUGGAAAACACCCAGUUUUUAUGCACUGCCACGUCCAGCUUUGCUGCACUCACAGAAAUACAUGCAGACUUACUCAGUUUUUAUCAGCAACUGCUGUGAAGCCUUGUCACCUCUUCAAUGGGAUGGCCAAGACUUCCCCGGGUGCCACAAGAGGCCUCACAAAUUUUAUUCUCAAAACAGCAUCACUCAGAUUAUGAAGACCCUCCUUUUUGAGAAUGUCUCAUCUUUUAGAAAAUGCAGUAGAGCAGCUCGGUACCAGAAUGUGUGAACAGUAGAGAAUGUUACAUUUUAAGGUAAGUACCAAAUUGUUUAGAUGUUUAGUUCCUCUUGUUUUGCAAACUUCAAGUGCUCUACUUAAAAAAAAUAGAGAUUUUUUGGCUAGUUGUUCAUAUUAGAGUUUUUCUCCUUUUUUGCCCUAUUUUUACUUUGAAUAUUGGGUUGAUAGUUAAUGAGGGAGAGGGAGAUGAGGGAAAGCAAAGCUCUGCAUAGCAAAGAUAAGGCAGAUAUGUAAAAUGAAGCAGUGGGAACACAGGACACAACUGGUAGGGAAUUUUUGUUUUUCAGAAAUAACUCUAUUGCACCUUGGCCGGUGUGGCUCAGUUGGCUGGGCGUUAUC
This is a messenger RNA of Miniopterus natalensis, 1433 nucleotides long. Lineage: Eukaryota; Metazoa; Chordata; Mammalia; Chiroptera; Miniopteridae. The record is from RefSeq and is a predicted model, not a curated record.